This is a messenger RNA of Astyanax mexicanus (Mexican tetra), 3555 nucleotides long. RefSeq names its product zinc finger protein 239-like. NCBI's taxonomy places the organism in Eukaryota, Metazoa, Chordata, Actinopteri, Characiformes, Acestrorhamphidae. Gene Ontology annotation, biological process: regulation of transcription by RNA polymerase II. The coding region runs from base 591 to 2033 and encodes 480 amino acids. The transcript is spliced from 3 exons. Gene Ontology annotation, molecular function: RNA polymerase II cis-regulatory region sequence-specific DNA binding; DNA-binding transcription factor activity, RNA polymerase II-specific. The record is from RefSeq and is a predicted model, not a curated record. Gene Ontology annotation, cellular component: nucleus.
GUCACAGCUCUGCCGGACUUUUAUUUUGACUAGUUGCCGGGUGUAACGCCGUUGGAUUCUGGGACUACAGUUCUGCGAUGUGAUUGGCUCCUCAGCGGAGCUCCGGGGUUCUGCAGCUGGAGGUAUUUAGUUUAGAAACACAGCAGCAGACUGUUGGAGGUUAAGGUGGAUUCAGGGUUGUUUAUUGUAUUGGAUCAGAUCAAGUAACAGAGUCAUUGUAAUGUAUUGAUUGGACAUGUUCUAAUAGUUUCAGCGCUUUGGACAGAUGUUUGCUGUGGUUUAAAAUGAAGACUGUAUUCUCUGUAGGUGAAUAUGGAAGGGUGGUUAGAGUUUCCCCCGGUCUCCAGUAAAGUGGAGCAGCAGAAGAUCCAGCUCUGAUCAGCAGCUCCACACCUCUGUACUCAGACUGCUCUGCUGGAGGAACACCAUCAGCUCACCUGCUGCAGAACUGAAUGCUGAGCUAUUCCAAGUCUUCUCAUGGUGCUGAUGUCAACAUUCCUACCUGGAUGAAGUUUAGAUGUACAAAUACAGUCAAAGAAAUACAGUCACAGAGUAUUCACAAGGUAUUAAGCUGCUGAACAAAAGGGAGAAUGGCAUCCAGAGAAAGUAUUCAGCAAACACUCUAUCCAAUAUCUCACAGGAAAAUGCAGAAAAGUACAGUCAAGAAGGAAACUCACCACCGUUCAGACUGUGGGGAGAGUUUCACUGCAGAGAAUAAUCUUAAAAUACACCAGCGCAUUCAUACUGCAGAGAAACCAUUUCACUGCACAGACUGUGGGGAGAGUUAUACUGCAGAGAGUGAUCUCAAAACACACCAGUGCAUUCACACUGAAAAGAAACCGUUUCACAGAUCAAACUGUGAGGAGAGUUUUACUGGAGAAAGUGACCUUAAAACACAUCAGUGCGUUAAAACUGAAGAGAAACCAUAUCGGUGUUCAGACUGUGGAGAGAAUUUUAAUGCAGAGAAUGAUCCUAAAACACUCCUGUGUAUUCACACUGAAGAGAAACCAAUUCAUAGGUCAGACUGUGCGGAGAGAUGUACUGCAGAGAAUGAUUUUAAAACGCACCAGCACAUUCACACUGAAGAGAAACUGUUUCAGUGCUCAGACUGUGGGGAGAGAUUUUCUGCAGAAAGUGAUCUCAAAACACACCAGCGCAUUCACACUGAAGAGAAACCACAUCAGUGUUCAGACUGUGGGAAGAGUUUUAAUCAACAGAGCAAUCUCCAGCGACACCAGCUAAUUCACUCUGGAGAGAAACCGUAUCAGUGUUCAGACUGUGGAAGGAGUUUUAAUCAACAGAGUAAUCUCACAACACACCAGCUCAUUCACUCUGGAGGGAAACCGUUUCAUUGCUCAAAGUGUAGGAGGAGUUUUACUAAACAGAGUCAUCUCCAAGAACACCAGCGCAUUCACACUGAAGAGAAACCCUAUCAGUGUUCAGAGUGUGGGAAGAGUUUUAAUAAUCAGAGUUAUUUUCAACAACACCAGCGCAUUCACACUGGGGAGAAACUGUUUAACUGCUCAGAAUGUGGGAUGAAUUUUAAUCGACAGAGCAGUCUCCAGCGACACAAGCGCAUUCACACUGGAGAGAAACCAUAUCAGUGCUCAGACUGUGGGAUGAAUUUUAAUAAUAAGAUUACUCUCCAGCGACACCAACGCAUUCACACUGGAGAGAAACCAUAUCACUGCUCAGAAUGUGGGAUGAACUUUAAUCAGCAGAUAACUCUCCAGCGACACCAGCGCAUUCACACUGGAGAAAAACCCUAUCAGUGCUCAGAAUGUGGGAUGAAUUUUAAUCAGCAGAGUAGUCUCCAGCAGCAUCAGCGCAUUCACACUGGAGAGAAACCAUAUCAGUGUUUAGAGUGUGGGAAGAGCUUUAUUAAUCAGAGUAAUUUCAAAACACAUCUGCGCAUUCACACUGGAGAGAAACCGUAUCACUGCUCAGACUGUGCAGAGAGCUUCAGGUAUUCACAAUCAUAUAGGAAACACAAGUGCAUUAAGAGCGGUCUUGCAAAUGGACAAGAACACUAAAAAUAUUUUGGAUCCCAACCCAGAUCUAUUGGUAACUUGUGUAUAGGAGUAAAACAGUUACUUUUAAUAGUUUCUGAAAUAUACCCAUUAAAAUAUACCGUUCAAAGUCCAGCUUACAGCCCAUUACAGGUGUUAAGGGCCACUUAUAAUCUGUUAUCUGUACAGAUCACAGCUCACAGUUCAGAAAGCAUGUGAAUCAUGGAUCAACAGGCAGAAAAGCUGAUGUGUGUAAUGUUAAUGAAGCAUUUUCAGAGCAGUUAACAGUGACCGUGUUGUACCUCUCAUUUAAAAUAAACUACGUCAAAUUUCAGUUCAUAUAAAUUUAAAUGAAUUAGUUCAAUGUUCAGUUCAUAUUCAUUUGAAUGAAUUUCAGUUCAUAGUUCAUUAAAAAAAUUAAGUUCACAGUUUCAAAAAUGAUUUAGAUAAUUUAAUUCGCAUUUAUUUGUUUUUUUCCAUAAUAAAUUAUCUUCUUAUUAUCUUUUUUCAAUAGAACUCCUUUCUACCAAUCUAUUGCCAGCCCAAAAUCAUUGCACAUACUUCCAAAACAAGUAUAUUAUCAUAUACCAUGCUGAGUUGUAUACUGAAAUUUGUACUCAAUUUCUUAACACAGUACUAUAUCAAAUAUUUCAGCAGCCUGCAGUAAUUUUCUGAUGUGGGAGAUGUGGCUUCAGUUGUGAGGGAGUGAACAAUGUUCACAUUCAUUAUUUGUAAACUGAGUCGUUCAGUUCAGCGAUCACAAAAAAACUAAUUCAUGCUUAACACUGGCAACAGUGAGGCUGCCAGAGUGUAAAAAGUAAAUGAAAACCUCCUGCAUCUUUAAAAAAAAAAAAAGCAUAUGGGAGCGUUUUGGCUUCCCUGUAAAAUACACAGACAAAAUUACUACAAUAUGUGGCACUGCAGCAUGAGCAUGAUGUAUAACCAUGGCAACAUGUCCAACAUCGUAGCACGUUAAAGCUUCAUCACUCUGUUUCAGAAAUAAAACUGGAAGCCAAACACACAACUUUAUAAACAAAGAUUGUGCCAAAUGAACAGUGAACAGUAAAAAAUGUAAAUUAUCUAAAUUCUGUUGCUAACCACAGAUGGGUGAACUGCAAGGCUGCUCACAACAAAGUGAGAAAGGCGGAGUGCGGUGCUACAGACACGAACCACUGCAGCUACUAAUUUUUAGUGAAUGCUUCACUUAUUUGUCUGUUGAAAGUGACAGUUCUUAAUGUAUUAUAUAUAAAACAAAUACUCCUGCCUUCUUAAAAACAUUUUUGGGCUGUUCAAAAUGUUCUUUGCAAAAAAAUGAUUUUGUAUUGGCUCAUUAGUGAAACUAAAGUAUCUAUGUUAUUGUUGUAUUUAUCAGCUUUCUAUGGACUCUGUGCUGACAUGUGCGUUGGAUACCGUCUGUUCUGUAUGUUUGCAUAGAACAUAGUGUUAUUAGCAUGUCUAAUAGUAAUUUGUAAUGUGUUGAAGUUCAUAUGCAUGCUUGGUGUAUUAUUUGUGGUUUAUCAAAGUUUCAAUAAACCAUUAAAAGAUA